Messenger RNA from Coregonus clupeaformis (lake whitefish), 5439 nucleotides. RefSeq names its product roundabout homolog 3. The record is from RefSeq and is a predicted model, not a curated record. The transcript is spliced from 28 exons. Gene Ontology annotation, molecular function: protein binding. The coding region runs from base 449 to 4828 and encodes 1459 amino acids. NCBI's taxonomy places the organism in Eukaryota, Metazoa, Chordata, Actinopteri, Salmoniformes, Salmonidae.
ACACUGGUGAGGUGUUUUUGUGCGGCGGCAGAUGCCGUGUGAAGUUAUGUGAUUCCAGAACAAAAGGAGAGCAGGGGAAACAAUCCGAUGCGCUCAGAGGAGGAGAAUAAAAGAAAGGGAAGAAUAGAAAGAGGGGUACCCCCCAGUGUGACAGCCCUCGGAGCCUGACAGUUAAUGAGAAAAGUUUGCCUUUUUAUCCGCUCUCUGCCUUCCGGCCCCUAGACUUUUACCUACAAAAGACAGUUUUUUAAAAAGUGUAAGACUUUGCUGAAUUACCAUUGAAUCCAGCAUUGGGACACUCAUAAUACAUUGAGGACACUCAUUUAACACUUUUCACACAACGAGAGAGUGGGAGCCAGAGAGUCGCUCAUAUAGUCUCUCAUAGAGCUGAAAGGAGAGAUAGAAGAGAGGGACGGUGGUCCUCCUCUUUGACAGCUAUAGAGGCAAGAUGCUGCGUUACCUGAUCAAGACCCUGCUCCAGAUGAACCUAUUCACAGACACCCUGAGAGACCCGUCCAACAGCAGCGAGCUGCUCUUCAACCUCUCCUCCAUCCCCUCGUUCAACACCUCCCUGCUGCUGGACUGGGGCAACUUCACCGCCAGCAUCAACGGAUCCCGGCCCAGGUUGGAGGAUGCCCCCCCGCGGAUCGUGGAGCACCCCUCUGACCUGAUAGUCUCCAAGGGCGAACCGGCCACCCUCAACUGCAAGGCAGAGGGGCGUCCCAGCCCCAUGGUGGAGUGGUACAAAGAUGGCGAACGAGUGGAGACAGACAGAGAAGACCCGCGCUCCCACCGUAUGCUGCUGCCCAGUGGCUCCCUCUUCUUCCUGCGUAUCGUCCACGGUCGACGGAGCAAGCCCGACGAGGGGGUCUAUGUGUGCGUGGCACGCAACUACCUAGGCGAGGCCGUCAGUCGCAACGCAUCGCUGGAGGUGGCAAUCCUGAGGGAUGACUUCAGGCAGACGCCAAGUGACGUUGUGGUGGCGGCAGGGGAGCCGGCAGUCAUGGAGUGCAUCCCCCCGCGGGGCCACCCGGAGCCCACCAUCUCCUGGAAGAGGAAUAACAUGAAGGUCAACGACCACGACGAGAGGAUCACUAUUCGAGGAGGAAAGCUGAUGAUUUCGAACACGAGGAAAAGCGACGCAGGCAUGUUUGUGUGUGUGGGCACCAAUAUGGUGGGGGAACGAGACAGCGACCCAGCAGAACUAGUGGUGUUUGAGCGGCCCAUGUUCGUUAAGCGUCCUGUGAACCAGGUGGUGUUGGCUGAUGACACGGUGGACUUCCUGUGUGAGGCCCACGGAGACCCCGCCCCCACCAUCCGCUGGAGGAGAGAGGAAGGAGAGCUGCCCCGUGGCAGGUCAGAUAUACGCAGUGACCACAGCCUGCGUCUGACCCAGGUCCGGGCUGAGGACGAGGGCACCUACAUCUGUGUAUCUGAGAACAGCGUGGGCAAGGCAGAGGCAUCGGGCAGCCUGCAGGUCCAUGUGGGUCCAUUCAUGCCCCCUCAGAUUGUGGUUCGGCCACGGGACCAGAUCACAGCCCAGGGUCGCACCGUAACCUUCCUCUGUGGCACAAAGGGCAACCCUCCACCUGCCGUGUUCUGGCAGAAAGAAGGCAGCCAGAUCCUGCUGUUCCCCAUCCAGGAAGCUGCCCAGUCGGGCCGGUUCUCUGUGUCUCUGAGCGGGGAGCUGACCAUCACAGACGUCCACAGUGAGGACUCGGGAUACUACAUCUGUCAGGCCAUCUCUGUAGCUGGGAGCAUCCUCACCAAGGCCCUGCUGGAGGUCGAGAGUGCAUCCUCUGACCGAGUCCCGCCCAUCAUCCGCCAAGGGCCGGCCAAUCAAACGCUGGCGCUGGGCUCCACCGCCCAUUUACAGUGCCACGUGAUGGGCAACCCUCUGCCCAGCAUCCAAUGGGAGAAGGACGGCCAGAGGAUCCUGGGAGACGAGCGUGUCAGCCUGAUGGAGAACGGAAUGUUCCAGAUCACAAACCUGCAGGAAACCGACUCGGGGGCCUACACCUGCGUGGCUUCCAGCUCGAGCGGAGAGACGACGUGGAGCGGAGUACUCACUGUGAAAGAGAGUGGAGGUUCGGCUGUGCCCCAGGCAUCAGAACCCUUCCAGCUACCGGGACCGCCCCAGAAGCCUGUGGUGACUGACGUGACCCGCAACAGUGUCACCCUCACCUGGCAGCCCAACGCUCACGAGGGGGGGGCUGCCGUCACCUCCUACAUCAUCGAGGCCUUCAGCCAAUCAGCAGGCAGUACGUGGCAAACGGUGGCUGACCUGGUCAAGUUGGAGAAACACACUGUCAGCGGUCUCUUCCCCAACACCAUCUACCUGUUCAUCGUCCGAGCGGUCAACGCCUACGGGCUGAGUGACCCCAGCCCCAUCUCUGAGCCCGUCCGCACACAAGAUGUGAGUCCUACAGGUCAGGGAGUGGACCACAGGCAGGUCCAGAGAGAGCUGGGAGAGGUGGGUGUUCAUCUUCAGGAGCCUGUCACACUCACUGCCUCCAGUGUUCAAGUAUCAUGGACGGUAGACCGUCAGUCCCAGUACAUGCAGGGCUACCGGCUCCUCUACCGGCCCAUCGGUGGCACCUGGCAGCUGCAGGAUGUCAAGGCCCCGUCAGAGCGCCUGGCCGUGGUCACCGACCUGCUCAAAGGCACAGAGUACGAGAUCAAGAUCCGGCCCUACUUCGACGAGUUCCAGGGCAAGGACAGUCGGCUGCUGCUGGUCAGAACACCAGAGGAAGUCCCGAGCGCCCCUCCCAGAGCAGUCACCGUGGUUACAGUAAAGCUGAGCAACAGCUCCAGCAUUAGUGUGUCCUGGGAGCCUCCUCCUGCCGACAUGCAGAAUGGAAUCAUCCAGGAGUACAAGGUGUGGUGUGUGGGCAAUGACACCCAGACCCGCUACCACAUCAACACCACCGUGGAUGGCAUCAUCCUCUCCACCGUGCUCAAGGGGCUGCUGCCAGGCAUCCUGUACCAGGUGGAGGUGGCAGCGGUGACCAGCGCCGGAGUGGGCACCCACAGCCAGCCUGUAUCCGUCCUCAUCAAGCUGCCAGUGGAGGCACCGUCAGUGCCUGGUACCGGUGGGGGCGCGGAGGGUGACGAGAGCAGCGUGAGCCUGGCCGAGCAGAUUACUGACGUGGUGAAGCAGCCGGCGUUCAUCGCUGGGAUCGGCGGGGCCUGCUGGGUCAUCCUCAUGGGUUUCAGCGUGUGGAUCUACUGCCGCCGCAAGAAGAGGAAGGAGCUUAGUCACUACACCGCAUCGUUCAACUACACGCCUGCAGUUGGCUUUCCACAUGGAGAGGCAUCUGGACUUAAUGGAAGGCCUGGCAUGCUGGGUGGCAACAUGGGCAACUACCCGUGGCUGGCAGACUCCUGGCCCACCACCAACCUGGUCCACAGUGGCAAGGAGGCUGUCAACUGCUGCACCGCCAAACAUGACACGGCAGAGAGAUACUACAAUGAGGCGGGCAUCUCUAACUACCUGAACCAAACAGAGAAGUACAGCACGGGCAGCUCCAACGAAGGUCCUAUCUACAGCACCAUCGACCCCAACGCCGAAGAGCUGCGUAGCUUCAACAGCCCCUACUCCUCCACCACGCCCUACGCCAGCACUCCCAUCAUGCCCUUCACCAACCAGGCACUCCAGGGGUCUCACAGCCCCACAGAGCAAGAUGGCGGCCACUGGAUCACCCAUCCCGCCGGACCCUCCUCCCAGUACGCCCAGCCCGAGCGCUGCAGGACGGACUGCAGUAAGACAGUGUUUAAGAAUGUUUCCCAUGGUAAACCCAAGCAGAAGUCCAUGGGCAAGGCGGUGAAGACCCCCUCUCUAAACUGGACUGAAGCCCUCCCCCCGCCCCCCUCAUCAGGGGAGCUGGAGCAGUGUGUGGUAGAGGAUUUGCCCAUGGAUGACCAUGAGGACAUGGAGCUAGGGUCUGAUGAGGAAGAGUGGUGCCCGCCCCUUCCGGAGAGGACCUAUCUGAUCGAGGGUUGCGAGGAUGGUCCCGCCCCUCCCCUCAGGGGUGACGCCUCGUCCCCCGCCACCUCCUACAGUCACCAGUCCACCGCCACCCUCACGCCGUCGCCCAGAGAGGAGUGCCGCCAUCCACCCCACAACACAGCACGCCUUCACCACCUUGAUGGGCAGCAGCUAGCAUGUAGGUUACCUUGUGGUCCCCUCCCAGUGCCCAGGGCGCCCAGCCCGCCCCUCACCCAGUCCAACCCCAACCUCUCAGCCCAGCAACACGGUGAGGGCUCCGAGGGGGGCACACCGCUCCGCAACGGCUCGGCCCACCGCCGUGACCUCAGCCAGGGGGCAGCACUGAGUGCCGACAAUGUCAGCUCCACCACACCUGUAAGAGCUCAGCCCUCCCCAGCCGACAACACACACACUCCCCCUGGCCUAAAGUCACGAGUGAAAAAGAAGACUUCCAAAAGCGGAGCUUACAGAAGAGAGGUGCUCAACCAAGGAGACCUCCCCCCUCCACCAGAGCCACCUCCAGAGAAUGGAGCAGUGCGGGGCCCAGCAGGGGCUGUAGACUGUGGCCAAGCAUCCCUUGACAGAGAGGGGGACCCCGGGCCCUUGUCCUCCAUGGAAAGGAGAGAAGGAGAGAGGAGCACCCCCCAUAGGAAGGGAUCGGGACAGCGACGCCAAGAUGAUGAGGACCUUAUCCCGUACAGCAAGCCCAGCUACCUGGCGGGGCGGGGGGGUCAGAUGUCCAGUAACUGCUCCACUACAGGAAGCUCCUCGUCGCGGGGCUCCACGGGUUCACGAGGGGGUCACGGCUCAGGCAGGAAACGCAACGAGGAAAUGAGAUAAGUGGAUACCGGAAGACUUGCAGAAAACAAAACACCUUUGUCAUUCGACGUUCCUUUGAUGCCUCCCGUUUUCUUUCUUCGAUCGAAGCAAACAGCAAAAAAAUUAAGAUCACUUUCUGAAGAACAAUGGAAGAAGAAUAAGGGAUUUUCAUCCUUAAAAUAAAAUAUUAUUAUGAUUAUUUAUGACUCUCGGGCUUGGCCCACAUUCAUUUGUAAAUAGCCAUCGCUGUACUGUUUUUACGUGAGCUCUGGAUACAGGGAAAGAAAAAGUAUAUUGUAUUUAUAAGGAAAAACACAUGUAUAAAAAGUUAAUGUCUUGAAUGUGCCAACGUCUUUUUGUAGAACUGUAUUUCAUUCGGAAAGCAUAAAGACUAUUGCACUCUUGUUGUGGUGGAGAAACAACUAAAAAUAUGAAGCACAAAGUGUGUUUCUGUCAGGCGGCCGGCCGGACAGCUGAAACUGCAGGGGUCCUCGUCCUCUCAGGAUGCCUCUGCCUGUCGUCUCUGUCAUCUUUGGAUCCCUAUCGCCCGUGGUCCGAUGAGAAUGUUGUUUUCUACGUUUCUUUUUUUUUUCUUCAUUUUUUUUUUUUACAGAGGAAGCGUUGUAAACCGA